AUGAAAUGGAUGGAAGAUAUAAUGUUUAGAGUGCAUGCACCUGAUACAGCACAAGAACAAGAAGGGGGAUUUUAUACUAGCUGUCUGGCAUCAUUAGUGCUGCCAUGGUCCAGUCCAGAACCAUGGUUCGAACCGGACUUUUGGUCCAGUUCUCCAUGGUUCGGUCCAUGGUUCUCGUGCCAGCCAGAACUGGACUGGAAAAUGGUUCUCGGUUCUAGAUCUUCCCAAAUGGUCCAGUUCUGGUUCGACCUUCCUGAACCAUUUCCAAACCCCAAACCCAUUGUCGACUUUGACUUCAACUAUGACAACGUCAAAGUGUCGUCUUCUGGAUUUGCACUAUUGGUUAAUUAG
Messenger RNA from Suillus fuscotomentosus, 351 nucleotides. RefSeq lists its product as uncharacterized. The transcript has a single exon. The record is from RefSeq and is a predicted model, not a curated record. The coding region runs from base 1 to 351 and encodes 116 amino acids. Lineage: Eukaryota; Fungi; Basidiomycota; Agaricomycetes; Boletales; Suillaceae.